Messenger RNA from Ahaetulla prasina, 3882 nucleotides. RefSeq names its product RAN binding protein 9 (gene RANBP9). Gene Ontology annotation, cellular component: cytoplasm. Gene Ontology annotation, biological process: cell surface receptor signaling pathway; cytoskeleton organization. The transcript is spliced from 14 exons. The coding region runs from base 314 to 2377 and encodes 687 amino acids. Gene Ontology annotation, molecular function: protein binding. Lineage: Eukaryota; Metazoa; Chordata; Lepidosauria; Squamata; Colubridae. The record is from RefSeq and is a predicted model, not a curated record.
CCUGCACGCACAACAUAUACACAUAUACAGACACACACCUCCGCGCGCGCCCGCGCACCCCCGCUCGUCAUCACCUUCGUCGUUUCCAAUCCCUUUCUCGUAGUCGCGCGAGCUUCCACAGCCCAGUCGCCUCCUCCUCCUCCGCCGCCGCCGCCGCCGCCGCCGCCUCCCCCACUCCCCUCCGGUUGUGUGGCUCCCGUGCUUUCCGCAUCUCGGACUGUCACUCUGGUGAGAGGUUGUUCGCAUAAACCCUCGUUCUAAGAGACCUUCGCUUCCUUCGAGAGAGAAAGAGACAAGAGAGACCAAGGCCGGCAUGUCCGGGCAGCAGCCGCAACAACUGCCGGCGACGGCUCCUCUGGCGCCGAGCAACCCGACUCCCUCGCCGGCCUCGGCCGCGCUUCUCCUUCACCCGCCGCCGCCGCCACCGCCGCCGCCGGCCACUUCGGCCCCGCCGCCUCCUCCUCCUCCGCCCGCCGUAGCGGCGGCGGCCACGACGACGACGACGGCGGCAACAACAGUCUCGCCUGUCUCCUCAGCUGGGCCCAUGUCUGCCGGGAGCGGCAGUAGCGCCCCGGCCCCUUUCCCUCACUGCGGCGAUCCAGCCCUCAACGAGCAAGAGAAAGAGCUCAAGCGGCGCCUGAAGCGGCUCUAUCCGGCCGUGGACGAGCAGGAAACGCCGCUCCCUCGCUCUUGGAGCCCGAAAGACAAAUUCAGCUACAUCGGCCUCUCACAGAACAACCUGCGCGUCCACUACAAAGGCCAUGGGAAAACUCCGAAAGAUGCUGCUUCUGUUCGCGCCACUCACCCCAUACCUGCUGCUUGUGGAAUAUAUUAUUUUGAAGUAAAAAUUGUCAGUAAAGGAAGAGAUGGUUAUAUGGGAAUUGGGCUCUCAGCUCAAGGAGUGAACAUGAACAGACUACCAGGUUGGGAUAAACAUUCAUAUGGUUACCAUGGAGAUGAUGGGCACUCAUUUUGUUCCUCCGGAACUGGACAGCCCUAUGGUCCAACAUUUACAACUGGUGAUGUCAUUGGUUGUUGUGUAAACCUUAUCAACAAUACCUGCUUCUACACAAAGAAUGGGCAUAGUUUGGGUAUUGCUUUUACAGACUUGCCGCCAAAUCUAUACCCCACAGUUGGACUUCAAACACCUGGAGAAGUAGUGGAUGCUAAUUUUGGACAACAUCCAUUUGUAUUUGACAUUGAAGAUUAUAUGCGUGAAUGGAGAACCAAAACUCAGGCUCAGAUUGAUAGAUUCCCUAUAGGAGAUCGGGAAGGAGAAUGGCAGACGAUGAUCCAAAAGAUGGUUUCAUCUUAUUUGGUACAUCAUGGAUACUGUGCAACAGCAGAGGCAUUUGCUAGAUCUACUGACCAGACUGUACUAGAAGAAUUAGCUUCCAUUAAAAAUAGACAAAGAAUUCAGAAACUGGUCCUAGCAGGAAGAAUGGGAGAGGCCAUUGAAACAACACAGCAGUUGUAUCCAAGUCUGUUAGAAAGAAAUCCUAAUCUUUUAUUUGCUUUGAAGGUACGUCAGUUUAUAGAAAUGGUCAAUGGUACAGACAGUGAAGUACGGUGUCUAGGAGGCCACAGUCCAAAAUCUCAAGAUAGCUAUCCUGUUAGUCCACGAUCAUUUAGUAGUCCUAGUAUGAGCCCCAGCCAUGGAAUGAAUAUCCAUAGUCUAUCAACGGGCAAAGGAAGUAGCACGCACUGUUCUGGUUUUGAAAAUAGUUGCAGUAAUGGAGUAAUAUCAAACAAAGUUCAUCAGUCAUAUUGUCACAGUAAACAUCAGUCUACCAGUUUAAAUGUACCAGAACUCAACAAUAUAAAUGUAACAAGAUCACAACAGAUCAACAACUAUUCCAGCAAUGAUGUAGACAUGGAAACAGAUCACUACUCUAAUGGAGUUGCAGAGACAUCAUCUAAUGGUUUCUUAAAUGGUAGUUCUAAACAUGAUCAUGAAAUGGAAGAAUGUGACACAGAAAUGGAGGUGGAUUCCAGUCAGUUAAGACGCCAACUAUGUGGUGGUAGCCAAGCUGCUAUUGAAAGAAUGAUUCACUUUGGCAGAGAAUUACAAGCUAUGAGUGAACAACUAAGAAGGGAGUGUGGCAAAAACUCACAAAACAAGAAAAUGCUCAAAGAUGCAUUCAGUUUACUUGCAUAUUCUGAUCCAUGGAAUAGUCCAGUUGGAAAUCAGCUGGAUCCCAUUCAGAGAGAGCCUGUGUGUUCAGUUCUCAACAGCGCAAUACUAGAGACACACAAUCUACCAAAGCAACCUCCUCUUGCUCUCGCAAUGGGACAGGCUUCACAGUGUCUAGGUCUGAUGGCCCGAUCAGGAAUUGGAUCCUGUGCAUUUGCCACAGUGGAAGAUUAUCUACACUAGCUAUGCAUCUGAAGGUGUCCAUGGUGUAUAAUGUGGCAUAUAUUCAACAUGAAAGUAGACCAACUCUGCCAAUUGGGAGUUUGGAUUUUUUUUAAUUAUGUACUAAGGACAGGUCUGUUGCUUUACAUUGCUUCCUAGUUUACAGCAUGAUGCAAAUGAUUUUCUAAACUACUGUUAGGAGAUAUUUUCCAUCUUUAACCAGCGUUAAAUAUCAUCAGUAACAUCAGAUUGAAAAACCUUUGAAUUGUUACAAACAAACCAAAAAGUUCUGCCUUCCUCCUGGAGGGCAGGGCAAAAUAGAUAAUGUUGUGGAUGUGUUAGUAUGUGGGUGAUGUAAACUUCAAGCAGGAUAAUUUGCCAACUUUCACCCUCAUUACAUAGAUCAAUCAAUGUAAUUUGCAAACUGCGUAUGUACCUGACAGUUUGGCUGUAUAGUAUUGAUGGGAAGAAAUAUUUUUAAUGUGUACUGUAAAACUUGAAAUACUCAGGAGCUGAGUGAAUAUGUUUGUUGCUACUUACAAUCUCAACCUGUUUCCUAGUGGUUUUUGUUUUAACAUGGUCGUUUCAGCUGUUUCCUGUUUAACUGCAAACAACUUACGUUGUAGACUCACCUGUUUAACUGUUGUAUUAUAACAGUAUUACAUGUCAACACAGUGUGGUUAUGGCCUAUUUAUAUAAAAACCAAAUAUUUAGUCAAUUUCAGUCUUAAUUUAAUCUUUGUACACCCUGCAUUUUAAAAAGUGCUUAAAUGAGUACUCUAUUGCAAUAAAAUGUAGUGAUACCAUAAUUAAUCAGCCAUUAAAUACUUACAUAUGGUAGGAUUGCUACCUUAUUUUUCUGCUUGUGUUGUAUUUGGGAUUCAAGUAGAUAAAAUUUAAAUAUUUAAAUACUCUGGUUUCUCUUCAGAUCAUAUAAAUUUUUCACUUUUAAAAUAUUAUUGCUACGUCAAGUGACAUAUCCUGGACCAAAAUCAUGUUAUGAUCUAAGGCUGAUGCAACUAAAUUAACGGCCCUGAAUUAUUGUGGUUAAUGUUUGCUUUUUAUAAAGUAUAUAUAGCUAAUAUAUAAACAAGUGUCAACAAAUGCAGGCAAUGGAUACCCAAAAUAUGAUUCUCAUAGGUCUGGCCCUAUACUUAUUCUAUACUUUAUGCAGCAGGGGGUCUACAUAAGAGCUAACAUUAGUUUCACAUUUGACAUUACAAGGUAGCAAGAUUGGAUGUUAUACAAAAUCUGAUCUUAUCCUAUAAUAGGAAAGAAUCCAAAUGCAUGCAUUUGCUUCAUUUUUUUUGUCUGAAAGGAAUGAAAAUAGCAGUGGUAAUAGUUCCUCCAGAUAUUAAGCUAGGAAAGCUUUAUGCUUUCACCAGAAUAAAUCCUGCAAUAAUCUACCUGUGCCUCUUAAUGGCAAGGAAACAUUCCUGAACUAUUGAGUAAAGAACAUAUAUUGGCCAAAAAUGGUCCAACUUUAUAAACAACUGUAUGUUUUUGUUUGGUAAAGCCUUUUGGUCU